Messenger RNA from Fundulus heteroclitus (mummichog), 2463 nucleotides. Its product is annotated as taste receptor type 1 member 1-like. The transcript has 6 exons. The coding region runs from base 1 to 2463 and encodes 820 amino acids. Gene Ontology annotation, biological process: G protein-coupled receptor signaling pathway. Gene Ontology annotation, cellular component: membrane. NCBI's taxonomy places the organism in Eukaryota, Metazoa, Chordata, Actinopteri, Cyprinodontiformes, Fundulidae. Gene Ontology annotation, molecular function: G protein-coupled receptor activity. The record is from RefSeq and is a predicted model, not a curated record.
AUGAAACAUUUUCUUGCUGUUGUGUAUGUAGUUGGAUUUUCCCUCUGCGCCUUCACAAACUCUAAACCGAGACCCUCUGAGUUUCAUCUGGAAGGAGAUUAUUUGCUAGGUGGACUUUUUGACAUCCAUUAUGGCAGCUCACCUCUUAAUCCCAACAGACCUGAAGCCAUUGACUGUUCCAGUCAGACUUUUCUUCUUCCAAAUUUCCGGAGGUUUCAGUUGAUGAGGUUCACGGUUGAGGAAAUAAAUAACUCCACCACCCUGCUUCCAAAUGUUACCCUUGGAUAUGAGAUAUUUGAUCACUGCUCAGACACGCUUAGCCUGCCGGGGAUCCUCAAACUCAUCUCCGUCAAUGGCCUCAUUCAGCCUUGGCCUGAACCAUCAAAGAAUCGGUCCAAAGUCAUGGCGCUGGUCGGUCCUUCUACAAGCACACAAAGCGUGACUAUAGCUCCGUUUUUCAUGAUGGAUCACAUUCCUAUGAUCAGUUACGGAAGCUCUGCCUCAAUUUUUUCUGAAAAACUCAAAUACCCCUCUUUUCUACGAACAGUACACCCCAAUAAAGACACUAUAGAUGCAAUUGUCAUGAUUCUUCAACACUUCAACUGGCGCUGGGUUGCUUUCCUUCACAGCGAUAAAGACUAUGGUAUUGACACCCAGGAGAUAUUCACUCAGAGGAUUAAAAACACUAACAUCUGUCUGGCUUUUACCAGGACCCUGGACAACAGCAAUGAUUACAUAGAAAUCCUCAAACAGAUAGAGGCACAAAAAAUAAAUGCCAUUGUUGUUUUUGCUCCAAAACUGUAUGCCGAAGCUGUCAUUAAAACUGCAGUUCAUCUGAACGUCACCAACAAAGUUUGGGUAGCAGAUGAUGGAUGGGCUUUAAACAAAGUGCUACCAAAGAUGGAGGGAAUCAAAAAUAUUGGAACUGUAAUUGGAGUGGCUCAGCCAGUAAUAACAAUUCCUGGUUUUGAGGAAUUUAUCAAAUUUACUAAAAGCCAGGCACCCAAAGUAGACCCUGAGCAGCAGACGUUGUGUAAUCAGGUUUGCAGCUGCAGAAAUGUGACCGUUGAAGACAUUCUUGCAACAGAUCCAUCGUUCUCUUUCCCAGUUUAUUCUGCUGUGCAUGCCGUUGCCCGUGCCUUACACAACGUCCUAGAAUGUGAAUCUGGCAGAUGUAGUGAUCAAAUAGCAGUGCAGCCAUAUAUGGUGCUAGAUGAACUCAAGAAGUCCAAUUUCACAUUGUUAAACCACAACAUUCAAUUUAAUGAGAAUGGAGACCCCAAAUUUGGACAACUUUCAGUAGUUUUCUGGAACGACAGUGGUGAUGCUCAGGAGGUUGGUUUUUACAAUCUUGACUCGUCUACUAGUUUCUACAUCAACGACGUCGAAAUUCAGUGGCACACAGGUGGAAAAGUGCCGAUCGCAUUGUGUUCCCCAGAAUGUCCAACAGGAUUUGCAAAAACACAAAUUGGAAUCCAUAAAUGUUGCUUCAAGUGUGAAAUGUGUCCACAGGACACAUACGUCAACGUCACAGAGGAUCCCUUUCAGUGCGUCAGCUGUAAGGAGACAGAGUGGUCUGAAGCAGGAAGUACAUCAUGCAAGCUGCGGCUGGUGGAGUAUUUGCCAUUCACUGACAUCGGAGUUAUUCUGGUAAUGGUUGCAGCGCUGAUCUUGGUGGGUCUCAUUCUGGCCAUAUCCGUUCUCUUUGCCAUCAACUUCAACACUCCUGUUGUCAGAUCUGCUGGAGGACCAAUGUGCUUCCUGAUUUUAGGCUGUCUCACUCUGUGUAGUGUGAGUGUGAUCUUUUACUUUGGUAAGCCCACAAAUGCUUCUUGUGUCUUGAGGUAUUUACCAUUUCUGUUGUUCUUCACUGUUUGUCUGGCAUGUUUUGUUGUGCGCUCCUUUCAGAUUGUUUGCAUUUUCAAAAUAGCCGCAAAGUUCCCCAAACUCCAAAGCUGGUGGACAAAAUAUCAAGGCCAGUGGCUGCUCAUCACUGGGGCAUUCUCAACUCAGGCCCUUUUGGUUCUUUUUGGCUUUUCUUUUUACCCUCCUAGACCAUACAAUGAAACAUCAUGGUACCAGGAGCAAAUUGUUCUUAGCUGUGACUUAAAUCUUGCUAUUGCAACUUGUUCUUUUAUUAUCCUCCCAUUAUUAUGUUGUCUUUGCUUCAUUUUCUCUUACAUGGGAAAGGACCUUCCAAAGAAUUACAAUGAGGCCAAAGCAAUAACCUUAUGCCUGCUGCUGCUAAUCAUCACCUGGAUUGUGUUUAUUACUGCAUACCUCCUUUACCGUGGAAAAUACAUCCAUAUUCUCAAUGCUUUGGCGGUUCUUUCAAGUCUUUACUCUUUUCUGUUUUGGUAUUUCCUCCCAAAAUGUUACAUCAUGAUUUUUCAAUCCCAUAAAAACACACAGAAGUACUUUCAAGGGCUCAUUCAAAAUUAUACCAAAACAAUUUCCCAGUAG